Drosophila rhopaloa is the source of this 501-nucleotide messenger RNA. RefSeq lists its product as uncharacterized. The coding region runs from base 9 to 482 and encodes 157 amino acids. The record is from RefSeq and is a predicted model, not a curated record. Lineage: Eukaryota; Metazoa; Arthropoda; Insecta; Diptera; Drosophilidae. The transcript is spliced from 2 exons.
UUAGCAAUAUGAAAAUUAUAGCAUUAUUUCUAUUGGCAAAUAUUGGCAACAUCCUAGGCAAAACACUUGAGCACGAAAAUGCAAACGCAACAAAGAAACUAGAAUAUAUUGUGGAAAAAUAUAAAUAUUUAUCCACUGGAAAUGCUGAAUUUGCGCAGUGGAUUAAAAAACUUUACAAAGUUAACAUGGGAAACUCAAUGAUGGAAAAAAUGAAGCUGUAUGCUGAAUUUUUGCUCUAUGAUGAUCGUCGCCAGUAUUUGGAAAAGAAAAUUAAAAAUCGCAUAGACACGAUUAAUGAGCUAAUUAAAGAUACUAAAAAGGAUAAAAAGUGUAUUAAGUAUUAUCAAAGACAGAAAAAGUCUCUCCAAAUGGCCUACAAGUUUGCAAAUAAAACAAAAAUUAAUAACAUUUUUCAUAAUUCGAAAACUUGCGAGGAAAAAACUGAAAGCAAUGAAGACAACGACCUUUACAGUUAUUACUAAAACAAAUUAAACGAAUGAA